Molecule: messenger RNA, 1395 nt
Organism: Oryza brachyantha (malo sina)
Lineage: Eukaryota; Viridiplantae; Streptophyta; Magnoliopsida; Poales; Poaceae
Product: WD repeat-containing protein 43
Exons: 7
Coding region: 183-926 (247 amino acids)
Biological process (GO): maturation of SSU-rRNA from tricistronic rRNA transcript (SSU-rRNA, 5.8S rRNA, LSU-rRNA)
Cellular component (GO): nucleolus
Source: RefSeq, a predicted model, not a curated record
GAAAACCCUCGCCUCCUCCUCCGUCCUUCCCGAGCUGCCCCGCGCCGUUACUUCCCCAGCCGGGCGAGAAGACGCCGCCGCCCAAGAGCGCCGCGCCCCCACCACCAGACGCGGCCGCCUUCUCCUCCGACGGCGAGCUCUUCACGGCCGUCGCCGAUCGGUCGGUGAGUCCAGCAAAUAGGAUGGAAGCGACAGAACCUGUUCAUCAAGGGAAAGCAAAGAAAAGGAUGGCAUCUGUUUUGGAUUCCACUAAUGACACAACCAAGGAAGUGAAUCCAGAGUACAAUCUUGACGAAUCGACCAUGGAGGAAAAACUUGCAACUAUGAAUUUGCUCAACAAGUCUGAAAUUACCGAAGAGCAAUCACCCUCUUUAGUGCCACCAAGUGCAGAUUCAGUCCAUAUUUUGCUGAAGCAAGCUUUGCGUGCUGAUGAUCAUACUGAAUUGCUAAAGUGCUUGUACAAUAGAGAUGAAAAGGUCAUUGUAAAGUCAGUGUCAUUCCUAACACCAACGGAUGUUGUUAAGCUUCUCAAGUUCUUUGUGUUGCUAAUACAAUCUAGGGGUGCAAAACUGGCUUGUAUGCUCCCCUGGCUUCAGGCUUUACUCUGUCGACACAUGAGCAGCAUAGUGUCUCAGGAGUCCUCUCUGAUAAUACUAAAUUCACUCUACCAGCUUAUUGAUGCAAGAACGUCAACCUUUAAGUCAGCACUCCAGCUUUCAACAACCCUAGACUAUCUUUUCAACGAGGUUUCUGAUGGUGAAACGGAUGAGGACGAGGCUACCCCACCGAUUAUAUAUGAGGACAAGGACACAGACGAUGAAGAAUCUGAAGUUGAUGCUAUGGAAACUGAUGGGGAGAGCCAAGAGCUGGGCGAUGUUACUGAUGCCUCCGAGCAUUCAGAUGGAAGUGAUAUCAUGACCUACUGAUUGACUUGCGCUCUUCUUUGAUUUAGUUCAUGAUCAUCCUGACAUGGUUGUUGCUGCUCUGUCUGGAGACCGGAGAACCUCCCAGUUACUGCAGUGUGCCAGUGUUAAGAUAAAAUGGUAACGGAAAAUCGGCCCAGUUUGUUCUAAACUAUUUCAGCAUGAUAUAUAACGCCUACCUCGUCAAAUUUUGUAUCUGGCGAGUGGAUAUUUACUGACGAUACUACUUCAGCUCUGCUUUUUAUUUAGAGGGAUGGUUGGCACUUGAGUUGAGAAAGAUGGUGAGCGCUAAUGACUGAAGAAAUCAUUGGCUUGUUUAAUUAUUGUUGGUUGUUAGUAGUAUCUAACUAUACGGGCCUAGAAUGUUGGAAUUUAUUUUGUUCAUUGUUUGAUAAUUAUACAUGACCUUCAAAUGUUUCAUACUGUGUUUAUUUCCCCUACUGCGUUUAUUUUGAUUGUAGACACCUUACGA